Staurois parvus is the source of this 249-nucleotide messenger RNA. The record is from the annotation of a GenBank genome assembly. NCBI's taxonomy places the organism in Eukaryota, Metazoa, Chordata, Amphibia, Anura, Ranidae.
GUGCUACUUUGUAUUUCUACUGAAUCAAAUCUGGGCAGUGUUUACAAACAUUGCUCAGAGCCAGGGGCAAACUGACAACUCAUGGGGCGCCCCGGGCCCUCAAUAGGGGAUCAUGGGGCCCCUGUGUCCUUGCCCAAACUCAAAAAAGCUAUGAAAAAGGUACCAGGGGCAUCUCAUGGGGCCCCCUACUGAUCCCGGGCCCUCGGGCAGUGCCCGAGUUUCCAAAUGCUCAGUCCGCCCCUGCUCAGA